Pelobates cultripes (western spadefoot toad) is the source of this 7277-nucleotide messenger RNA. The record is from the annotation of a GenBank genome assembly. Lineage: Eukaryota; Metazoa; Chordata; Amphibia; Anura; Pelobatidae.
GAAAACUAAAAGAGGAGUCAGAACAGAGGUGAAGCGAAAGAUUGGAGGCAGAGCCAAGAGUGUCGAGCAGAGUGAGAUAGGGAGGGUGAAAAGAGGGAGAUAGAGAGGAGGAUUCAUAUAGGAGUGUGCAGACAUCUGACAGCUCUCUCCUGCCGCCCUCACACAUUGCUAUCAUCCUCCCUGGUACCUGCGGGCUACAUGCUGAUACUCUCCGGCAGGUGACAAGUAAGUGACUCUUUCUGUGCACUCUGCUAUUUGCUGUCCUGGGGGCGGGUUCUAGCAGAUACCCUCUCUGCCUUUGAAGUCUCCUGGGUUAUAAACUCAGCUCCCUGUGGUUACCCACAUAUUUUCCAAUCUUGCCGGGGAAUAGACAAAUUCCACCUACAGAGCUGCUUUCUACCGACUGAGUCAGGAAAAAUAGCACUCCUUUAACCCUUUCUACACAGAAUGGUUUAUUUUCUCUACCCAUUAUUAACCCCAUCACCAAACCAAACACCAGGAAAAUGAUUAUGAAACUGUAAAGCCAGACAUGCUCCAACACUAAAGUAUCUGCAAAAUAUGAAUAAGAGCGUCUCUUAGAUACCUGAAUAUCUCUGUCUGUCUGUCUAUCUAUCAUAUUACAAAGAAAUGUGCCUCAGAGAAGACCACUUGCUAUCACCCAUUGUGGUCUUUUGAUACCUGCUGUAAGCCUUGCAUCAUAUGGGAAUGAUUUCUACAAUCAGGAUUAAAAAAAGAGUUUCUCAGAAUAGAUUUUUUUAUUUUGGCUUAAAGGAACACUACAGCUAUAUGAAUAUAAACAUGUGUUUUUUUCACCAUUUAGAUUUAGAUCCUCCCCCUUAAAUUUAAUUUUAAAAAAAGUUGUAAAAAUGUAUUACUUUCCCCAGCCUUGAGAUCCAGUCCCUGCAGUCACCAGAUCUGCUUCCCGCUACAUCAUGUUGACUUUUUAGCUUCUUGGCCAAUCUGGGGACAAGAGGCUAUUGUGUAGACAGCAACACGCUCCUCUAAACAAAUGCUCUCUAUGAGAAGCAUUUCAGGAUGUAUCUGUGAGAGCCGAGUCUCACAGUGGAAGCUCUUUUGUGGCUGUCGGCCACUGUAGGUCCUACAAUGAAAACAUUGCUGUAUCUACUAAACAGGGCUAAAAUAACAGGGCGCUGCACCCAGACCCAGGGCCGCCAUCAGGGGGUGACAACCGUGAUGGUUGUCAUGGGCCCGGCGGUCCUGGGGGGCACGGACUGCUCUGGCAGUCCUGGGCCCCACUUUCCCUUUCUGCACACAUAGAUAGCGAAUAUCGCUAUCUAUGUGUGCAGCCGUGGCCCCCCGGCUCCCUGUUACCGCAGAGGGGGCACAGCAGACUGCCUCUACUCUUCUCUUCUCUCUUCUAAUAACUCUUGCAAAACCCGCGGCCUUCUGAGCGUUGCCAUGGCAACGCCCCGCGCGGCACACAGGCCGCGGGUCUUGCGGCCAGGGCUGGGCCCCCUCUGCGGUAACAGGGAGCCGGGGGGCCCCCCAUGCCACCGGACCACCAGGGAUAGAAUCUGGACACAGCUAAGAAGGGAGGGGGGAAAUAACAUUUAAUUAAAUUUAAUAGAAAAUUACUGUGAAAAUGAACCCCUUCCUCCCCGCCCCCCCAGAUUGCACAUUUACAAACACACUGCAUACACUAACACAACACACACACACUGCAUACACUAACACAACACACACACUACAAACACAAACACACACACUGCAUACAUCAACACAACACACACACUACAAAUACACUAACACAACACACACACUACAUACACUAACACAACACACACACACACUGCAUACACUAACACAACACACACUCCGCUACACACUAACACACACUCUGCAUUCGCUACACAUUAACACACACUCUGCAUUCACUACACACUAACACACACACUACAUUCAUUACACUAGCACACUCUGCAUUCACUACACACUAACACACACUCUGCAUUCAUUACACACUAACACACACUCUGCAUUCACUAAACUAUGCACACACUCUGCAUUCACUAUACUGACACACACACUGCAUUUACUAUACUGACACACACUCUGCAUUCGCUACACAUUAACACACACUCUGCAUUCACUACACAUUAACACACACUCUUCAUUCACUACACAUUUACACACACUCUGCAUUCACUACACACUAACACACACACUACAUUCAUUACACUGACACACUCUGCAUUCACUACACACUAACACACACUCUGCAUUCAUUACACACUAACACACACUCUGCAUUCACUAUACUGACACACACUCUGCAUUUACUAUACUGACACACACUCUGCAUUCACUACACUAACACACACUCAUUAACAUUAACUGUACAAACAGCAUCCACUACACAAACAUCCUGUGUUCACAGUACACACACUACAUCCACCACAAAUUGAAACACUCUGCAUUCACUAUACACAGACACUGCAUCUAAUACACACACUACAUCCACUACAGACACUGCAUCCACUAAACACAUUUCAUCUAGUACACACAAACACUACAUCCACUACUCAAACACACCCUGCGUUCACUAUACACACUGCAUCCGCUACACAAACAUACACUCUGCAUUCACUGCACAAACAGUAUCUAAUACACACAAACACUACAUCCAUUACACACAUUCUAAUUCACUUCCACUAUACACACCACAUUCAGUCCUACAUCAUUGUCAGCGAACUAGGUAGGGUGUGGGCGGGCCCGGGGGGAGGGAUGGAGGAGGAGGAGGAGGGGUGGGGAGGGCCAGACCUUGUGCUUUGUCAGGGGGCCAAAAUUUCUGAUGGCGGUCAUGCCCAGACCACUUCACUGAGAUGAAGUGAUCCAGGUGCAUAUUGUAUCCCUUUAAUGGGCCUCUAUUGGGUGUAAAGAUCCUUCCCAAGAAAAGGUUAUAUGGAACAAAAAUCAGUGGGAUAAACCCAUUUCUAAAUAGGAACCCAGAUCAUAUCGAAUGGAGCAAAUAUCUUCAAAUGUUCCCUUAUGUCUCUUAAAACACAAGUGGUACUACUAGUAAGGGAAUUGUAUUUUCCUACCAGCCAGUGGAUAUUUAAAUAAUGAUGGGAAUUUUGCUAAAGUCAGUGUCCUGAGCUAUUGUAUGAGUGGAAGCCCAGAGAUCUUAACUUGAAAAUAUGCUGGCCAAUUGUAUACAGAUAAUAACUGAGAAUAAAAAACUGCAACACAAAGAGGAUUUUAAACCACUUUUUUUAUUUAAAGAAAUGGUGCACAGGUUAGUAUUUUAUAUAUUUAUAGAAUGCUAGAGUAUGUUCCAGGCCUCUUUAAUGACAUUUCUGCCUCAUAAGUACAGGAAAUUGGAGCUUUGUUGUCUAAAACAAAUAUAUCCAUCUCUUAAUUAAAUACUGCCGUUGUUUCUCAGCACAGAAAUCAAUGAUAAUCGUGUAUUGGCUACCAAUGAUAAUUAUUUACCUAGACUGGUCUGAAAAGCCAAUUAUUCCAUGGAUUUAUUUACUAAACAUUUAAAAAUGAUAGAGACUUGAAAACACAGUUUGCUAAAUUUAGGCGCUACUAGCCAUGGAGACAACAUACAUGAGUUGGAUUUUUUUCCCAACUCCUCUGUUUUAGAUUACAUUUUGCAGUUUAUGUUUUUAGAACACUGUGUAUUUUAUAAACCCUUAGGUGCUUUGCUGUGGACUGAUGCUUUUGCUGUAUCAACAUUGCCAUAAUCUAAGGUUUGUAGUAAUCAGUCAUUUCUAAUCAAAUAAUUGAGGAAAUGGCCACACAUCUGGAAAUAAUUGACAGACUAUAUGAUAGGGUACAUUUAAAAAUCCUAACAAUAUUCAUACUCUCUGCUUACCCAGUUACCAUUAUCUAGGCCCCUUCUGCAAUUACUUAUGUUUGGCUGAAAUGAGUGAAUCAAUGAGCAACCAAUCAAUAACCCUCCAGCUUUUAUCAAACUUCAACUUCGUCAGCCUCUUGCUGGCAAAACAUCAUAGCAGUUGUACUUUUAUAACAGCUGAAGAGUAAUCCGGUGACCUACUGGCAGCAGAGAAUACAAUUAUGGUAGUUAAUUAAAAUAUAUCAGAUGAAGAAGAUUACAAAAGAUAAAUUGCUUGGUUUAUGUCCACACUACAGAGAGCUGUAGGUAUAAUUGCAUUUCCAGCAUUAUUAUUUGAGCUAUGUUUAGAUUAACCAUGAAAGCACAUUUUCAGAGCAAAAUUAUCGUAAACAUAUUUCAGAGAUUUUGUAAUCAUUUAUUUAUUUAUUUGCAGGUUCUACCCCGGGAAUUUGUUAUUAAUUUAUUUUGUUUAAAAUGGAGGACUACCUUCGCCUUCUCUACCUAAAUCUGUCCGGACGUCUGGGUCCCAACUGGGAAGGUGAGGAUCCUUGCACAGAUUCUGUUGGCAAUGUGACCUUCCUUGUAAUAGCCUAUAGUGCUCUGAUUGCUGUUGGACUCAUCGGAAACUCUUGUUUGGUUUUUGUCAUUGCUCGUCAACGGGAAAUGCAUAAUGUCACCAAUAUUUUUAUUGCCAAUCUAUCUUGUUCUGAUAUUCUUAUGGCUUUGGUGUGUCUGCCUGUUACUGUCAUCUACACGCUGAUGAAUCGCUGGAUCCUGGGGGAGGCACUCUGUAAGGUGACACCUUUUGUACAAUGCAUCUCUGUUACAGUAUCUGUGCUCUCAUUGGUCCUCAUUGCUUUGGAAAGACACCAGCUCAUUAUCCAUCCAACAGGUUGGAAACCGUUGCCAUGGCAUGCCUAUCUUGCCGUAGCUGUCACCUGGGCUGUGUCCUGCUUCAUUUCGCUACCUUUCCUCUCCUUCAGUAUCCUCACCAAGCACCCAUUCCAGAAUCUUUCACUGCCAUUUGACCCGUUCAUUGACUACUUUGUUUGUACGGACAGCUGGCCCUCUGAGAACCACCGACUAGCUUACACCACCUGCCUCCUGCUCUUCCAGUACUGCCUGCCACUGCUGCUCAUCCUUUUAUGCUAUCUGCGCAUUUUCCUAAGACUGCGGAGAAGGAGAGACGUGGUGGAGCGAGCAGGAGGUGGGGAAGCAGGAGGUCGCAAAGGAGGACAUCGUAGGGUCAAUAUUAUGCUGCUUUCAAUUGUUGUAGCCUUUGGGCUGUGCUGGCUUCCACUCACUGUUUUCAACGCUCUCUUUGACUGGAAUCAUGAUUAUAUCUCUGUCUGCUAUCACAACCUCAUAUUCUCCCUCUGCCAUCUCGCAGCUAUGGCAUCCACUUGUGUCAACCCAGUUAUGUAUGGGUUCCUCAACAGCAACUUUCAGAAAGAAGUGAAGACGCUAUUGCUCCGUUGCCGAUGUGCUGGAGGAAGGGACCGAUAUGAAAGUUUCCCCCUCUCUACAGUUAGCACUGAAGUAUCAAAAGCAUCUCUGCAGAGUGUCACUAAUGGAAACAAUGCAUGAGGCUACAUGCCUAAUCUGAAGUGUUAUGGAGUGAGGUGUAGUGGACAGUUCAUUCUGAUCAGAGAUUCUGCCUUAGAUCUAACCCAUAUUAACACAGGUGUAGUAUCACAAACUUACUGCAAUCAAGGGAUUCUAUCCUAUUAUACCACUACUUCUCGUGUCUUGUCAGGUUUACCACUUGCACAGCUUAUGCACCAGUUCUAGGUUUGCAAUCUCACAUCCAGCUUCAGUGACUUCACAAAAUGGUCAGGGGGUCAUAUAUUGCACCAUUAAGGUCUAAAUAUGUCCUAUCCUCAAAACUUCAAGUAUCUAGGUUUUAGUGUGGCACUUUGGUAUACAAAAAUAACAUUAAUAUUAUUUAUAAAGCACCAACAUAUCACUCAGCACUGUAGAAUAGGUGGACUAACAAACAAGUAAAUUGUUGUAAGACAAUUCGGAUGUAUAGGAAUAGAAGUUGGACCCUCUUAUUUUUUCACAACUACACUUUCUGCCUGUCACUGACAAAACCAUAUUCAAGCAUUAGUCAACCUUCUAUCUUGAUUCUGUAUAGAACAAUGAAAUAGCAUAAGAUGUCUCACUGUUCAGUAUAUAUUAUCCAAGACAAAUGUAUUCCACGUUAUAUGAGUGAAUGUGUCAAAUAUGGUAUUUUUAUCAUGACUUUAAUUGAAGCUCACAAAAGCUAUCAAUUUCAUUGAUAUACUUUUAAAAUGAAAAACAAACAAAACACUUUUCUUCAUAAGAAGAAUAAUCUAAGAAUGAUUGCAUUCCAAAAUGUCAAUUUAAAAUCUUAAAAAACACAUCAGAAUGUCUCAAUCCAUUAGCAGCUGAGCUUCUCCUGCAUCAUCAGGAGAUUUUAGUAAAGGACAACAUAAAGUAACCUAAAUAAUAUGUCUAUCUUUAUUGUUUUAUAUACCUUUUAUAUACACUGCCCUUCUUCUGAGUCAUGGUUUAACAUUGAGGAAUGUGUGAUUGUGCCUAGAAAUCUUAUCAUUAAUGUUGCCAAAUUUUUGGAAAAGGCGGGUAUGAAAGACACAGCAGACCUGCCAUUGCACACAGUGCCCUUUGAUAUGUAUUUAUGACAAUGUGUAGGUAAAAAUAUGUUUCUCUCUGUUUGGGAAUGCUGACACUACCAGCGUGGGAUGUAACACAGUAUAAUACCUGUAUGAUUGAUGGUAUGACUAGCUCUAGUGCUGCCUAUGCAGAGUUGCGCUUUAUACAUAUUCCCUGAUUGAGCAGGGAGUUUUGAUUGCUUUCCUCUUAGGGGCAGACCAUUGUUGAUGCUGCCUUUCUCAAUCUGUUCUCUGCAUACAUGCCAUGGUUUAAACAUGUAUGUUAGUGGGGCAGGCUGGCCCUGCUCUUACUGUGUUGCUGCUGUCCACAAUCAGAAAAGGAUCAAGAUCCAACUGGGUCUUAGGCAGGUAACCAGUUUGGGGCCCCCUUCAAUCUUCACAUAGUGGUGGCGGAUGGGUCAAAUAUCAAGUUCUGGGCCCCUGUCUAACUCCUAAGCCCUAUGGGUAAUACUAGCCUGUCCAUACUGUACCUGUGUUUUGUGUCCAUGAUAUAGUCCCUUCUGUGAAUUGGGUAGUCGGGAACUGCCUUCACUGUGAUUGUUUUGUAAGUAUUGAUAAGUGAGACUCGCACUGCUUUGACUGGGCACAAGCAGGUAUUUUGUAAACAUUUCUUCUUGUGAAAGGGUCUACUUAAUUCAGUAUUUAUUUAUAUUGAGCCUUUGUUUCAUUCAUAUAUGUAUAUAAAUGUAGAUACAUAUAGUAUAUACACAGAGAGCUGAGCAUGGAUAUUUUAUAUGCCCCGCACUGACACUGUUUUAUGUCUUAAUUAAUAAAAUAAAUAAAGGUAUGAGUUAUAA